Molecule: messenger RNA, 697 nt
Organism: Zea mays
Lineage: Eukaryota; Viridiplantae; Streptophyta; Magnoliopsida; Poales; Poaceae
Exons: 2
Coding region: 75-494 (139 amino acids)
Source: RefSeq, marked provisional
CUGGACUCUGGACUGGAGGGCACCAAGCUAACAUUUAGUUGCAAAGGAGCGCUAGGAAGAAGAAGCAACGAGCCAUGGCCUCCGGUGGCCCGAAACCCAAACUGGCCUACAUCAUCUUGUACGUGAGGGACGUGGAGAAGGCCGCCUCCUUCUACGACGCCGCCUUCGGCUACACCGUCCGCCGCCUCGACCAGUCCCGCAAGUGGGCGGAGCUGGAGAGCGGGGCGACGACCAUCGCGUUCACGCCGCUGCACCAGCGGGAGACGGACGAGCUGUCGGGGGCGGUGCAGCUGCCGGACUCGUCGGCCGCCGGGAGGGGCUCCGUAGAGGUCUGCUUCGCCUACGCGGACGUCGACGCGGCGUACAAGCGCGCCGUGGACAACGGGGCCGUGGCCGUGAGCGCGCCGGAGGACAAGCCCUGGGGCCAGAAGUCCGGCUUCGUGCGGGACAUGGACGGCAACAUCGUGCGCAUCGCGAGCUACGUGCGAGAGUAGUCGCAUUCCGCUGCAUCACCAUCGGUCGAUCGAUCAGCCUUUCCCAUGCAUGUCUCGUAUACUACACGUCUACACGUGUACCAAAAAAAUAAAUAUAAUCGUUGUGCAGGUCAUGUUUGUCUUGGGAGAGGUAGGACCGUGGAAGAUGUAAAUGGAACCGUGGAGCAGUGAAUACAAAAAGCGCCAUCUCGUCCCUGUUUCCA